Molecule: messenger RNA, 7486 nt
Organism: Blastomyces dermatitidis ER-3
Lineage: Eukaryota; Fungi; Ascomycota; Eurotiomycetes; Onygenales; Ajellomycetaceae
Product: 1,3-beta-glucan synthase component FKS1
Exons: 4
Coding region: 930-6650 (1906 amino acids)
Biological process (GO): (1->3)-beta-D-glucan biosynthetic process; fungal-type cell wall polysaccharide biosynthetic process
Cellular component (GO): plasma membrane; 1,3-beta-D-glucan synthase complex
Molecular function (GO): 1,3-beta-D-glucan synthase activity
Source: RefSeq, a predicted model, not a curated record
GUUCUUCCCUCCAUCCUACUGUCACAGCCAACUUUUUCUUGCCUCUGAUUUUCUGUGCUCCUUGGUUUUUCCUCUUUUUUCUUUUUUUCUUUCUCUUCUUCGUAGUCGACACAUUGUUUUUCUGUCCUCUCUUCUCCCACGGGCCCCAACCUAUUUACUUUACCUUCCCACUCGUUACAAAGGGUCAAAGUAAAGCUGGGAGGACGGGAAAUAGUAGAGUCGUACGGAUCCUUCUCUCAUGUCCGUCUCCUGGUGUUGCUUUUGCUGCUACGACCGCCGCCGCGCCUUCUCUCGUUUCGGCACUAUUGGCUGAGUAACCGCAGACCCCCUUCGCUCGUUUCACAACAACAGGAACAGGAACCCAACUCAACCCAUCCCUUUUCUUUUUCCUCUUCUUCCUCCUUUCUUCCUCUCCCCCCCCAAUCCACGACUCGACUCUCCCCCUCUGCUUCUCAAUUCUUGUCUCGGAUACGCAGAGGGUCUCGAGUGCUAGAGCCCACCUAGUAGAAAAGUGUCGUCGUCCUCGAUUCCUUCCUCUCUCUCCUUGUUGGCGUGGAGACCACAAACCCGCUCGCUUGUGUCAAGAGCCAAAUCAACUCGUUCGGUUCUUCAGUAAAUCCGCGAAGAAAUUCCGACCACUUUUGCUUUCUCGCCCAGAAGAAGAAAGGAAAAUCACAGCAAGCACCUGAACGAAUUAUACAGGUUCAAUUUUUUAUUUGUUUUGGGUUGCCAAUCUACCUUCGUUUUGCGCUGCUAGUGUUUACUUAUUUGCUCGACCCUGGUUUCCUUUAGUGAGCCAUUCGACAACUGACGACUAUCUCUCUGUCAAUAAUAAACCCAUUUCAUCCACGGAAUCACCCUAGUCCUUCAUAUAUCAGGAUUAAUGGGUAUAAUAUAGUCGGAGAAAAAUAAUUACUAUCCAUUGAAUCAUGUCGGUCCAACCGCAAGGUGGGGGCGGGGCCCAAAAUGGGAAUGGGUAUGGUGAUGGCUAUCCCCAGAAUACACCAGGCGACUCCUACUACCAAGACGGAUACUACGAGCAGAAUGAUUAUUCGCAGCAUGAUGGAUACUAUGACAACCAGGGCUACGGAGACCAAUAUCAGCAAGAUGGCUACUACGAUAACCAGCAGGGUUAUGACGACGAGUACUACAACGAUCAAUACUACGAUCAAGGCACUGCGGGUUACUACAAUGGAGCCCAUCCAGGGCGUCGCAGAGGUCAUGAUUCCGAAGAAGACUCGGAAACCUUUAGUGAUUUUACCAUGAAAUCUGAAACUGCGCGCGCUGCGGAUAUGGAUUACUAUGGCCGCGGUGAUGAGCGGUACAACAGCUACAACGAGCACCAGAUGGGCGGCCGUGGUUACCGCCCUCCUUCCUCGCAGAUCUCCUACGGUGCAAACAGGUCUUCUGGUGCUUCUACCCCUGUCUAUGGACUCGACUACGGCAACGCUCUCCCUGCUGGCCAACGCUCCCGAGAGCCGUAUCCCGCCUGGACUUCAGAUGCCCAAAUCCCUAUCUCCAAGGAGGAGAUCGAAGACAUCUUCUUGGACCUCGUCAACAAAUUCGGAUUCCAGCGUGAUAGCAUGCGAAACAUGUACGACCAUUUUAUGACCUUGCUUGACUCUAGGGCGUCCCGCUUGACCCCCAACCAGGCUCUUCUGUCUCUUCAUGCAGACUAUAUUGGGGGCGAUAAUGCAAACUAUCGCCGUUGGUAUUUCGCUGCUCAUCUCGACUUGGAUGAUGCCGUAGGAUUUGCCAACAUGAAACUAGGCAAGGGCAAUCGCAAAACUAGAAAGGCUCGCAAAGCCGCCAAGAAAGCCGCAGGCAAUGACCCGAAAAAUGAAGAAGAAACACUCGCUGAUAUGGAAGGAGACAACAGCCUGGAAGCUGCAGAGUAUCGCUGGAAAACCAGGAUGAAUCGCAUGUCCCAGCAUGAGCGUGCCCGUCAAAUAGCCUUAUAUUUGCUCUGCUGGGGCGAAGCCAAUCAGGUCCGAUUCAUGCCCGAAGCUCUCUGCUUCAUCUUUAAGUGUGCCGACGACUACUACCACUCGCCCGAAUGCCAAAAUCGCGUGGAGCCUGUUGAAGAAUUCACUUACCUCAACGAUAUUAUCACCCCACUCUACCAAUACUGUCGCGACCAAGGAUAUGAGAUCUUCGAUGGAAAGUACGUUCGACGGGAAAAAGAUCACAAUAAGAUCAUCGGCUACGAUGACAUCAACCAGCUCUUCUGGUACCCCGAAGGAAUCGAACGGAUUGUGAUGAAUGACAAAUCCCGCAUUGUAGACGUGCCGCCCGCCCAACGAUACCAGAAACUCAAGGACGUUAACUGGAAAAAAGUGUUUUUCAAGACCUACAAGGAAACUCGAUCUUGGUUCCAUAUGAUGGUGAAUUUUAAUCGUAUCUGGGUCAUCCACGUCGGUGCCUUUUGGUUUUACACUGCUUUCAACUCACCGACUCUCUACACAAGGGAAUACAAACAGCUGGAAAACAAUCCCCCUACUGCUGCCGCGCGGUGGACGGCCACAGGGCUGGGUGGUGCUGUGGCCACCUUCAUUAUGAUCUUUGCCACAAUAUGCGAAUGGUGCUACGUUCCUCGAGCGUGGGCUGGUGCACAGCACUUGACCAAACGGCUGCUCUUCCUCAUCGGAAUUUUCUGUAUCAACAUCGGGCCUGCAGUUUUUGUCUUUGGGGUUACUCAAGAUCAUAAAGCUUCCCAUGUUUUGGGUGUUGUAUCAUUCUUUGUCAACCUAGCAACAUUCUUCUUCUUCUCGGUUAUGCCACUUGGUGGGCUCUUUGGCAGUUAUAUGAGAAAGAAUUCUCGCCAAUACGUUGCGAGCCAAACGUUUACUGCUAGCUACCCCAGACUCCGUGGAAAUGACAUGUGGAUGUCUUACGGCCUAUGGGUCUGCGUUUUCGGUGUUAAACUUGCUGAGUCAUAUUUCUUCCUGACUCUCUCCUUCCGUGACCCAAUCCGGAUCUUGUCACAGAUGAAGAUCAACCAGUGCGCUGGUGAUAAACUUUUUGGAGCGUCGGCGGAUGUUCUUUGCAAAGCACAACCCAGGAUCCUGCUGGGUCUCAUGUUCUUCACCGACCUCAGCUUGUUCUUCCUUGAUACCUACCUAUGCUAUGUUAUUCUCAACGCUGUCUUUUCAGUCGCCCGCUCAUUCUACCUCGGGGUAUCUAUCUGGACUCCUUGGAGAAAUAUUUUCUCCCGCUUACCGAAGCGAAUUUACUCGAAGGUCCUUGCAACUACCGACAUGGAAAUCAAAUAUAAGCCCAAAGUCCUCAUCUCACAGGUUUGGAACGCAAUUGUUAUCUCGAUGUAUAGAGAGCACUUGCUGGCGAUCGAUCAUGUUCAGAAACUCCUCUAUCACCAGGUCCCCUCGGAACAGGAAGGAAAACGGACACUACGGGCUCCUACAUUCUUUGUAUCGCAAGAAGAUAAUUCCUUCAAGACAGAAUUCUUUCCGACCCAGAGCGAGGCAGAACGUCGUAUCUCGUUCUUUGCCCAAUCCCUCUCAACUCCGAUUCCUGAGCCAGUGCCAGUUGACAACAUGCCUACAUUCACGGUCCUUAUUCCCCACUAUAGUGAAAAGAUUCUUCUUUCCCUACGUGAAAUCAUUCGCGAGGAUGAGCCCUACUCCCGUGUGACGCUCCUAGAAUACCUUAAGCAACUUCAUCCACACGAAUGGGACUGCUUUGUCAAGGAUACCAAAAUUCUGGCCGAUGAAACCUCUCAAUUCAAUGGAGACGAGAAAAGUGAAAAGGACGCAGCUAAAACGAAAAUCGAUGACCUUCCGUUCUACUGCAUCGGCUUCAAAUCCGCUGCACCAGAGUAUACCCUUCGGACUCGCAUCUGGGCUUCGCUUCGCUCUCAAACUUUGUAUCGUACCAUUUCCGGUUUCAUGAACUACAGCCGUGCGAUUAAGCUUCUGUACCGUGUAGAAAACCCCGAAGUUGUUCAAAUGUUCGGUGGCAAUUCAGAGAAGCUCGAAAGGGAAUUGGAAAGGAUGGCUCGCCGCAAGUUCAGGAUCGUGGUCUCUAUGCAACGGUUUGCAAAAUUUAACAAGGAAGAACGUGAAAACACCGAGUUCUUACUCAGAGCUUACCCGGAUCUUCAAAUUGCGUAUUUGGAUGAGGAGCCACCUGCUAACGAGGGUGAGGAACCCAGACUAUACUCUGCCCUGAUCGAUGGCCAUUCUGAGAUCAUGGAAAAUGGACUACGCCGCCCGAAGUUCAGAAUUCAGCUUUCUGGUAAUCCAAUUCUUGGAGAUGGGAAAUCCGAUAAUCAGAACCAUGCGAUAAUUUUCUACCGUGGUGAAUAUAUCCAGCUCAUUGACGCUAAUCAGGAUAACUAUCUGGAGGAAUGUUUGAAGAUCCGCAGUGUUCUUGCCGAAUUUGAGGAGAUGAAUCCGGAGAAUGUCUCGCCAUACGUUCCCGGACUCCCUCCUGCCAAAACCAACCCGGUUGCAAUCCUUGGCGCUCGCGAAUACAUCUUUUCGGAGAAUAUUGGAAUCCUUGGUGAUGUUGCUGCAGGCAAGGAACAGACUUUCGGUACCCUCUUUGCUCGAACACUUGCUCAAAUUGGUGGCAAGCUCCACUAUGGUCAUCCUGAUUUCCUCAACGGCAUAUUCAUGACCACACGAGGUGGUGUUUCGAAAGCACAAAAGGGAUUACAUCUCAACGAGGAUAUCUAUGCCGGUAUGAAUGCGCUUCUCCGUGGUGGCCGGAUUAAGCAUUGCGAAUAUUAUCAGUGCGGAAAGGGUCGUGAUCUUGGCUUUGGCUCCGUUCUCAAUUUCACCACCAAAAUUGGUACUGGUAUGGGUGAACAGAUGUUGUCUCGAGAAUACUACUACUUGGGUACGCAACUACCGCUCGAUCGCUUCUUGUCAUUCUACUAUGCGCAUCCUGGUUUCCACAUCAACAACCUUUUCAUUAUGUUUUCCGUGCAGAUGUUCAUGAUUUGCUUGACGAAUCUCGGUGCUUUGCGCAACCAAACUAUCCCCUGUAUCGUGAAGAAAGGAGUUCCAAUUACCGAUCGCCUGCUCCCUACCGGAUGCGCGGACACAGAUCCCAUCCAGGCCUGGGUUAACCGUUGCAUUGCUUCCAUUUGCAUCGUGUUCUUACUGUCUUUCUUUCCAUUGGUUGUUCAGGAACUUACGGAAAGAGGAGCCUGGCGUGCGCUUACUCGUCUUGCGAAGCACUUCGGAUCGCUAUCUCCUUUCUUCGAAGUGUUUGUCUGUCAGAUCUACGCCAACUCACUGCAUAACAACUUGUCAUUCGGAGGUGCUAGAUACAUCGGUACCGGCCGUGGGUUUGCUACUGCUCGUAUUCCUUUCGGCGUACUCUACUCUCGUUUCGCUGGUCCGUCCAUAUAUCUUGGCGCGAGGUUGUUGAUGAUGCUGCUGUUCUCAACGCUGACUGUUUGGGCUGGGUGGCUACUCUACUUCUGGGCUUCACUUCUUGCCCUUUGCAUCUCACCAUUCCUGUUCAACCCUCAUCAAUUUGCCUGGAACGAUUUCUUCAUUGAUUACCGUGACUACCUGCGGUGGCUUUCUCGUGGCAAUUCUCGUUCACACGCGUCUUCAUGGAUUGCCUUUUGUCGGCUCUCGCGUACUCGGAUCACUGGUUAUAAGCGCAAAGUUCUCGGAACUCCUUCAGAGAAGCUGUCUGGCGAUGCUCCUCGGGCACAGCUCACCAAUAUUUUCUUCAGCGAAAUUGUUGGACCCCUUGUCCUUGUGGCCGUUACUCUCAUUCCGUAUCUUUUCAUCAAUGCUCAGACGGGAGUCAAGGAUGCAAAACCUACUAGUUCUCUGAUCCGACUCGCCAUCGUCGCUUUCGCUCCCAUCGCGAUCAAUGCCGGCUGCCUUGCGAUUCUUUUCGCAAUGGCUUGCUGCAUGGGUCCCGUGUUGAGUAUGUGUUGCAAGAAGUUUGGCUCUGUACUCGCAGCUAUCGCCCAUGGUGUCGCUGUUGUUAUGCUCUUGGCCUUCUUCGAAGUUAUGUUCUUCUUGGAAGGAUGGGUUUUCGCCAAAGCACUGCUUGGAAUGAUCGCGGUAGUCGCUGUCCAGAGAUUCUUUUACAAAUUGAUCAUUUCACUCGCUCUGACACGAGAAUUCCGUCACGACACCUCGAAUGUCGCAUGGUGGACUGGUAAAUGGUAUAGCAUGGGUUGGCACUCGAUGUCUCAACCAGGACGUGAAUUUCUUUGCAAGAUCACGGAACUUGGAAUGUUCGCUGCGGACUUUAUCCUUGGACACGUUCUUUUGUUCUUCAUGCUGCCGCCACUGUGCAUCCCAUAUGUUGACAAGGGUCACUCAGUAAUGCUCUUCUGGCUGCGUCCAAGCCGCCAAAUCCGCCCUCCAAUCUAUUCUCUGAAACAAUCCAAGCUCCGAAAGAGAAGGGUUAUUCGCUUUGCCAUUCUCUACUUUUUCAUGCUCGUUGUUUUCCUUGGCCUUAUCGUCGGACCUGUUGUUGCUGGUCCCCGCAUCAACAAAAUUUCCCUCCCAGCUCUCAUUAACGACCUGAGCCUACUCCAACCAACGGGCCAAGACAUUAAUGAUACCACUACCAGUCUAACUGGAAAGGCUUUGAAUGAUCCAGCGCCCAAAUCCACAGGAUCGAACAAUAAUCGGAUGGCCCGGCUAUUCUAAUAAAUAGCCAGAGGUAAUAAAAAGGGCGUGCUGGAAAAUACGCAAACACGAGCAUUUCUUCGAGGCACUUUUUUCCUCGUAAAUUUCUUACUUUUAUAUUACAAAGUCCUCAAAAGAUGUCCCGAAUGUAUUCUUCAGUACACCAACAAUUUACGGGACUGACGUGGACAUGCAUGGGAAGGGCAUUUGAGGUUUUUUUUUUCGUUUGUCCCUUUAAUUUCCUUUUUGUCUCUCUCAUCUCUUAAUGUCUCGUUCAUUCAUUCUCUCUUUCUCUCUCUCAAUCAUUUAUAUCCUUCUGAUUAGACUUGAGAUGAGACUUAAGUCGUUGAUUUGGCUUGAGGUACUUUCCUGCUACGUGUUUCUUUACAUACUGGCUAUUAAUGACAAUUGCUGUUUUAUUUCUUCUAUUAGUUAUUACUUUUUUAUCCUGUUUGUUUGAGAUUUAGUUCACUCCCAACUUACUGUUUUCAUGCCUGCUUGUGUGAUGACCUCGCGUAAACAAACCAUGCUUGUUUUAUACUCUCUAUUAGUUACUUUAUUUACUUUUUUCUUUGCCUUGCUUCUCCUCGUAAUAUCAUAUUUCUCUAGAGAUACAAUACUGUAACGCGAGACUUUUGUCUUCUCAUUUUCUUUUAACUUCAUAAGUACAAGCAUCAAAUGCUUGCUUACGCUCGCUUUGCUGCUUGCGCAGCCCGCUUUACCACUCCCACCCUCUACCCCUACCCCGCUCUUACCACCCCUUCCACCCCUUCCACCCCCUACCUCCUUUACCACCACCACCGCCUCUACCACCCCGCAGCUUCCCCUACCACUUCGACCCCCUACCUGUACCCCCU